UGACCUGAUCAGAGACCAAUUAAGUUUGAAGUUUCAUUUCGUUCAACCCAAUUUAACCUAGAAUUCCUCCUACUCCUCAAGUCUUCACAAGAAUCCCAACUGUUUGUCAUCUUCUCUUUUGUUUUCUACUAUGCCUCCUCCUGCAGCUUUAAUGGGGACGACGACUAUGCGGGAACCAGUUCGCCGACGGAGAAACUCUAUUGCUUCUUCUGUAAUUCCUGCAAAGCUCAAUCUUUCUUCUGAUGAGACCUUGAACUUCCCUAUCGUUAACGGUGGAAGUAAAGUCUCACAUGCCGUUGACGAUCUCGAGCUUAUAUCAUUAAGGACGCGGACGAAUUACACGUCUUUGAAGGAUCUCUUGCCAUCAUCGCCCGCCGCUGGUAUCCAGUCUCCUAGGGCUGUUCCAGGUGUUGAGUCUGGGUAUGAGAUCUGCAUCAGAAAUCGACUUGUUAAGCAAGCGGCUUGGGCUUAUUUACAACCCAAGUCUGUGACGCCGGGCUCCUCUGGUCGACAUUUCUUUCAAAGGAUUUGGGACAGAUUCCAAUUCCUAAGGGAAUACUUGAGGAAUUCGGUCAAUGCCUGCUUUGAGUUCUUGAAUCAAUACGUUGUUUCCAAGAUUGCUCGUGUGUUUGAUCGGUUGCUCGGAUUGAUUUGGGUUGGGAGGAACAAGGAACGGUAGCAGCGAUUGCGACAAUUGAUGGUAACUCCGACUGUUACGGACUUGUGCAGUUUCACAGAAUAGAUUCUUCUUUGCGAAUUUGUAAAUAAUAUUUCUCCUUUUUUUCA
Messenger RNA from Macadamia integrifolia, 786 nucleotides. RefSeq lists its product as uncharacterized. Lineage: Eukaryota; Viridiplantae; Streptophyta; Magnoliopsida; Proteales; Proteaceae. The coding region runs from base 131 to 679 and encodes 182 amino acids. The transcript has a single exon. The record is from RefSeq and is a predicted model, not a curated record.